Messenger RNA from Hydractinia symbiolongicarpus, 1277 nucleotides. Its product is annotated as L-threonine 3-dehydrogenase, mitochondrial-like. Lineage: Eukaryota; Metazoa; Cnidaria; Hydrozoa; Anthoathecata; Hydractiniidae. The transcript is spliced from 8 exons. The coding region runs from base 27 to 1100 and encodes 357 amino acids. The record is from RefSeq and is a predicted model, not a curated record. Gene Ontology annotation, molecular function: L-threonine 3-dehydrogenase activity. Gene Ontology annotation, biological process: L-threonine catabolic process.
UUCCCCCAGGGCUUACCCUUUGGAAGAUGGUGGGUUUGUUUUCACUUUCAUUUUAUGGCAAGUUGCAUGCACGAAGCUUACCAUCACUAAUUCUUCCGAUAAUUCAGUCUACUGGAAAAGGAUUCCACUGUUCUGCAGAGUCAAAUUCCAAAGUAUUGAUAACCGGAAGCCUUGGACAGCUUGGAACUGGAGUUGCUAGGGAGUUAAGGUCCAAAUAUGGAAGGGAGAAUGUUAUUAUGUCAGAUGUUGUUAAGGCUCCAAUAGAAGUUUUUGAAAGUGGUCCUUACACCUAUGCUGAUAUUCUUGACUACAAAAACUUACAAUCAAUUGUAGUAAACCACAGCAUAGACACCAUUGUACAUUUCAGUGCAUUGCUCAGUGCUAUUGGUGAGCACAAUGUAUCUGAAGCUUUGAAAAUUAAUGUGUAUGGUUUUCAUAAUGUGAUCGAACUUUGUCGCAGAUAUGGGCUAAAGUUGUUUUGUCCAAGUACUAUCGGUGCAUUUGGUAAGGACAGUCCACGAAAUCCAACUCCUGAUAUCACAAUACAAAGACCAAGAACAAUUUAUGGUGUUUCAAAGGUCCACAUGGAAUUAAUGGGAGAGUAUUAUCAUCAUCGUUUUGGAUUGGAUUUUCGAUCAGCAAGAUUUCCAGGGGUGAUUUCUGCUUUUACGCAACCAGGGGGUGGCACCACGGAUUAUGCUGUUAAUAUAUUCCACGAGGCGUUAAAAUCUGGUACGUUCGAAAUUGAUUUGAGUCAUGACACGCGACUACCUAUGAUGUAUCUUCCUGACGUCAUCAAGGCUACAGCUGAUCUUUUGGAUGCGGAGGAUGUGGACCUUCAAAUACGCACAUAUAAUAUUGCUGCUAUGAGUUUCACGCCUGACGAAAUAACAACAGAAAUUCGCAAGUAUUUGCCCAACUUACAGGUCACUUAUAACCCAGAUGCCAUGAGACAGAAAAUAGCUGAUGGUUGGCCACAAGUGCUAGAUGACACAAAUGCAAGAAAAGAUUGGAAUUGGAAUCCCGAUUAUGAUUUGGAAAAAACGUGUUAUGAUAUGUUAAAGCUCUUAGGACCGGCAUAUGGCAAAACAGUUGUUUAAUGAAGUUCUUAUUGUUCAAACUUUGCAAGUACUUAUUUUCGUCAGUUUGGAAAUUAGGUAUCACGCGCAAACAUUUUUAUAACUUACGACAUUUAUUACCCGCAAAGAAAUUUCUGUACUCAUUGUAUUACAUUUCAUGCAUUUAUUUAUUAUUUACAAAUCGGAUUUCUAAAAUCA